Molecule: messenger RNA, 1105 nt
Organism: Haliotis rubra (blacklip abalone)
Lineage: Eukaryota; Metazoa; Mollusca; Gastropoda; Lepetellida; Haliotidae
Exons: 3
Coding region: 317-739 (140 amino acids)
Source: RefSeq, a predicted model, not a curated record
CACUACAUUAACUAGGAACAUAUGACGCAUGCAGCCACUUCCCGCCAACACCACUAUCAUGCUCUCCGCCCAGGAUGCACUGUGCAGGUCCGGCUGAGGGAGCCUGUAUAAAACGCUUUGGGUAUGCACACAAUAUAUUCCCGACGAUUUCAGCGAAAUACUGACAUCCACAGCAUGAAGAUAGCAGUAGUCAUCCUCGUGUCCCUAGCUAUCCUAACUCCGGGCAACGCAACCUGGUCUUGGCGAAACUCACGGAGGAGAGCACAACAACGGCGAUGUUUUCAACUGUUCUACCAGACACCUGCACGUUAUAGUCAUGGUAUGUCCGGCUAUGGUCAUCAGAUGUACCAAUCCUUACUCAACCUACGACAGGGAUUACAGAUACCGGGUCAUAGAACACCAGGUGCUCACUACAGGUUCAAUACAGGAACUCCAGGACGUUGGGGUGGUCACGUUCCCGUGCCAUCUACAUAGCGCAACAACGGGAGAUUUGUUGCCGGCUUUGUCCUCGACUACCAGGAUGUUCGGCAACACACACUGCCUCAUCUACACGCGCGACUUCUGCUACAACGACCAGAUCUACCACAAUGCCUCCAACCACCACACCGACUACACCUGCACCUACGACAGCAGCUACAACGACCAGACCCACCACACUGCCUCCAACCACCACACCGACUACACCUGCACCUACGACAGCAGCUACAACGACCAGACCUACCACAAUGCCUACAACUAAGGCACAUAUUACAUCUACCCGCGCGAUUCAAACAACGACAACCGCAAAGCGAACUACGGCUCCAACCACACCUACUACCACCGUCUUCAUUCUACCGACUAGGGGUUCUGCAUAGAAAUCUCACACGUCUUCUGAAAUGAUCUGAAAUGGUUCCUGCCCUAGAUUUAAGUGUGCCCAAUGCACACGUAAUGCAAUGGCAGCUAUGGACACUUAACGACUCUUUCCCAGACUGAAGCAUAAAAGUAACCGAAAAUAUGUGCAUAGUUUAUACCACAGUAAGAUUGGCCUCUCCCAUCCCACUUAUUUCCUGCGAACAAUUGGGCACAGACCACUGGAUAAAAGUGGGGAGGAGCUGGAGCGGGGGUG